This is a messenger RNA of Pungitius pungitius (ninespine stickleback), 3460 nucleotides long. RefSeq names its product oxidation resistance protein 1. The record is from RefSeq and is a predicted model, not a curated record. Gene Ontology annotation, cellular component: nucleus. The transcript has 16 exons. NCBI's taxonomy places the organism in Eukaryota, Metazoa, Chordata, Actinopteri, Perciformes, Gasterosteidae. Bases 189 to 2465 code for a protein of 758 amino acids. Gene Ontology annotation, biological process: response to oxidative stress.
GGGAUACCUCUUGACUGGGCGGAGCUUCACUAUUGAACUUGUAACUCUUACUUGCGAUGAUAUCACAACACUGCAAUAUAAGAAAAUAUGCGCUCAUAUGACCGCGGCCCGUCUCCAUCCCUGGGCAAGGCACAGGUGAAACUGGGGCAACUGGUAGGCAUGGGGAAUAAAAGGAGGCGGAAGGAUGCAUGCUGAGCCCCUCAUCCAUCUGCAACCACCGCAAGCCUCUGACUAAAGCAAAACAGAAAAUGGCUCAGUCCGUGAGGAGGCAGGAAACCCCAGGAGCCAUGGACCACGAGCCCCAGAGGGAUAAGACCAGGACCGGCUACUUUGGCAACGUCAAGACCAGGCUGGGAUCCAAGCUUCCUCCGGGUGUCUCUCAGCCUCCACAGUUUGCCAAGCGGCCCUGGGAGACUCCACCCGGCGUCCAGCGUCCGCAGAGCCGGCCCCUCGACCACACCCCACACAUCCGAAACCCUAAACUACGGCAGUACUACCUGGCAGGGACUUCGUGGGACCUGAACAAUACUGCAGUGAAGCAAGAGCAUUUGAGUGGACCAUUAGAUGACCGCACAAGCAGCACCGGUCUCAGUGGGGACACGGUAUUCAGCGUCUCAUCUCACUUCAACAGUCAUGGUCCUUCUUCGGCGGAAGACGGGGAUAUUGGUCACCGUCCCUCCUCUUCUGCUACCCGCGUUCCUAGAGAGCAGCUGGUCGUCCUGAAGGGAAAAAACCCUUCCGCUGGUCCAGUAUCGUCUCAACAAGAACUGGACUCCAAACCUAAACCGAAGCGAGAGGCGGAUCCGGAGUCUUUGGAAACCCUUGUUGCUCAAACUCAGCCUCCCUCACCAGAAGCAGAAUAUGACAAACUACUGGAUGUGGAGGCGGUCCCGAUGCCCGAUGGACAGCUCUGCCUAUUGGCUCUGCCCCCAGAGUGCUGCCAGGGGGAGGGACCAGGGGCCAUUCGGUACCUCAAACUGUUCUGCCGCUACAUCACCGACAGGAAGGGGGUGGUUUCAGGUAUCUUAUUGGUGACGUCCAACAAGAUCUUUUUCGACCCGUGUAAGACACACGCCCUGGUGAAGGAACACGGAUGUGAGGAGUACCUCCUCUCCUGCUCCGUUGACAAUCUGGCGUCCGUCGCCUUCUUCUCUGACAUCUCACAUGUGCGAUUCAACACGUCCCAGCAGAGGAGAAAAGCCAAGAAAAAUGUCCAGAAUUUGAACACCGCCCAAAGACAAGCAGGCGGCUUCCCGACCCCGAAGGGGGAGUCGCUCCCGGCCUGGGUGUCCGUGGCCACAUCAGAUCUGUCCCAUCUGGCCCUCCAGACCAAACAGGUCUGUGGGGACGAGCAGGAGGCCGAGAGCAGAGGCGCGUCGGAGGCUGAGGCGGAGCUCGAUAGCAGCCCUCUGGAGGUGCUGCCAGAGGCGUCCGCCGCGGGCGACUUGGGGGUGUCUGGGGCCGCAAGCCUUCCUUUUGGCGGUCAAGAGGCGGAGACGCCCCGCACUGAUGAAGCGGGGUCUGGGAAGAGUUGGACCGCAGUGCCUUGGAGUUCGUCGGAUGGAAACCCCGGGGGUCUGAGGUUUUUGCGGCUGCGGGUUCAGCCGUCUGCAGGAAAGAAAAAGGGGGCUGGGGGCCUUCGGCUGGGGUCGUCGAAACCUUUACAUAGAAAAGAUGCCUGGCUCGCUCUUUCAGAAGAGAGCUCCAAUGAGCUGCGCGCCUACCUCACCCACUGUCGACCAGACCUGUGUAUACUCGAGGGAGAGGAGGAUGAGAGGGAGGCGGACCGGGAUGAAGAGGAGUUUGUAGUCAUUGAGGACGAAGAGGAGGAGGAAGAAGAGGAGGCGGACGUGUUCCAGAGGCACCGCGGCUCAGGGGACGACUGGGAGAUGGUGUUAAUGGAGGAUAGUGGGGACAAACCAGGCCUGGUCAUCGACAGGGAACCGGAUGGACUCAAUGACAUCGUACAGAGCAGCCAUAUUUUAGAGGCCUCACAUGUCAGAGAGCUGUGUAAGGAGCUUCCACCGAGGACAGUCGGCUACAGCUGGCAGCUGACCUACAGUACGUUCCGGCACGGCGCCAGCCUCAAGUCCCUCUACAGGAAACUCCGCGCCACAGACUCCCCUGUGGUUGUUGUUAUCAAGGACGCUCUAGACGAGAUAUUCGGGGCCUUCCUCUCUCACCCCCUGAGGCCCAGUGAGACGUUCUACGGCACAGGAGAAACUUUCCUCUUCAUGUUGCAUCCUCGCUUCAAGUGCUUCAAAUGGACCGGAGACAACUCCUUUUUCAUCAAAGGAGACUUGGACUCCUUCGCUAUUGGCGGAGGCAGCGGUCACUUUGGUCUUUGGGUGGAUGAGAAUCUGUACCUGGGGCGCAGCAACCCCUGUUACACUUUCAACAACUGCUGCCUCUCGGAAACAAACGACUUCCGAGUCAUGGAGCUGGAGGUGUGGACGUUCACCUGAAAGAGGUCGCCGGGUUUCCCCUCUUGACUCUCAUCGCUGCCAGAGAGACGGCGUCUGCUGCACCACAGAGCAAACACACACACACACACACACACACACACACACACACACACACACACACACACACACACACACAGCCGCCAACAUGAACUCUUACAAACUGCUGGAUUCAUCCAUGUGAUUUAGUCCUGAGGAGGAACUGAACUUUACAAGGCACUGCGAUGACCCAGGGUACGGGGUUUAAUGUUGGAUGGUUUCAUGGUCGUCUCGUUCCCGUUGGUUUGGCAGGAGAAAUGUCAAUGUGUACUGAAUUGGAUUCUUUUGAGUCCGGGAAUUAAGUCUCACAAAAUGCACUUUGUUCUUUAUGUGAAUCAGUAACUUAAUGAUAUUAACAUUUGUCAUGUGAAUAUGACGGUGAGCCUAAAGCUUUCAUAUAACUGUGCUUGGUUAAAGGUGGAAGUUCACAACACAUAUUUGUCUUCUCGUGAAUAGAUUUGUCCAGUGCAAACAAAACUACACACACAAAGCCCUGAUUCCCACAAGCACCUGUCACUGAACACUGAUCAAUUUGAUGGGUUUUCAUCAAUUACUGCCAUAGACGGCAGAAAUGAAUACUGGAGAUAAUGAUGUGCAAACACUCGGAAGUCAAGCUUUUCAAUUGAAAAACAGCUGCACUUACAAUGGAUAAUGAACUCUUUUCAGUUGAAGUGCUGAUUCAACUGUAUCCAUUCCAUGCCAGAACAAAACCGAUCUUACAUUGUACAGCAUUGUGUUAUAGUUGGUAAAAGCUGCAAAGUGACCAUAUAAACAGUCUAAUUGUGUAGCACAUGUUGCCAAAAAGAGACACGAGUCAUUUUGUACAAAGACAAAACAUUUUAAUUAUUUCCCCCUUGUGGAAGAAAAUGGCACUGGUAGUUUACAGAAUAACCGAUUCCUCCCUAAAGGCUUAUCAAUGAGUAAGAGGAGGAUCUUCUUUGACCUUUCACACAUGUCUA